Messenger RNA from Ruditapes philippinarum (Manila clam), 2197 nucleotides. RefSeq lists its product as uncharacterized. The record is from RefSeq and is a predicted model, not a curated record. The transcript is spliced from 3 exons. The coding region runs from base 328 to 2124 and encodes 598 amino acids. NCBI's taxonomy places the organism in Eukaryota, Metazoa, Mollusca, Bivalvia, Venerida, Veneridae.
AUAUGGUGCAAUAUGAUAUACAUGUGACUUUAUACAAUUAUUAAACACUUGAAUCUUUAAAUUUUGAUGUUAUUUCAAAUACUGAAAUAACUUUUUAAACAUAAAUCAAUCAAUAUAUAUUUAUGUGAUUAUGCUAUUGUUAAUGGCGUUUUGCGUUUAUACCUACCUAAAAAUGGUUGAAUUGUGAUCUAUAUAUAGAUUCUUCAUUUUUGGAAAAUAACUUGUAAUUCACACGGUUGUAAACUAUAAAACACACAAUAGAUAAAAAGUAGCAGAGGGGUAUAUUUUACAGACACGGACGAUAAAUGCGAGUUUAUUUUUGUUAAAAUGGAUUUAGAAGACACUUAUUCGUAUCCAUUUGUUUUUGACAAGAUAUCACCGGACAGCGAUAGUACACAAUAUAUCAUUUCCACGAAAUUGCUAGACUUCGAAAUAUCGGAACCAGGCGGAGAAUGGGAAAGUAUUGCAUAUAGCAGUCCUGUUUUAGAGGCAUGGGGACGUUGGAAUCCUGAAAUAAGGCAUUCUGUUGACGAGGCUCUCGGUACCUUCUCCGGCCGUAAAGAAAGAAUAGAACAGAUCGUUGACUACAUGACAGGUCGUAUGAUACAGGUAACAUCAGAAGACUUGUUUAGUUUAAUACGUCUAGCUGACAUGCUGCUAAUUGAUGACCUGUAUAUGUAUUGUAAAGAACGCAUAAAAAACCUUGCACUUACUAAAAGCAACUUUUACAAAGUACUCCAAGUUUGCUCUUUAUACGGAUUCGAACAUGAACAGAUUGAUGAAUUCAUUCGAUGUAAUCUAAUAGAACUUUGCAAGGAAACAGAUAUCUUAAAGAUAGAUCCAGCAUCUGUAGAUAUACUUCUGACCGAAGACGAUCUGUGUUAUUGGCCGAUGCAAAGCCGAUUUGAAAUGGUAAGAGACUGGUGUGAUGUUCAUGGAAUUGAUGCGUUCUUUGAACGAUGGUUUGACUUCUUAGAUUUAAAUAAAAUGGACGGAUACUACUUAAACAAAGUUGUCAAAAGAGACUUCUUUGUAAGGAUGGCACCUAAAUGUUUACAUAGAGUAGAAGAUCAUCUUACUUUGAGGAACGAUUCACCUGUACCAUUUGUUUUUACCCUCAAUGUCGAGCAAACUGGAUCAAAUGUCGUUGGAUUAAACCUUGAAGAUAUGAAUCUUUAUAGAUUUAACUUUCCAGACAAAAUGAUGAACGCUACUUGUAUACCAUGUUUGGGGGUAUCUGGGGAAGUGUUAUCCUUUGAAGAAUCAAAACGGCGCAUAUAUGUAUAUGACAUUAACAGUGGUAUUUGUAAAGAAAAGUGCAUUGUUUCCAGGGGGGAUUAUCCAUCUGAUAUCAGCCACAUAUUGGAAACAAACAAUAGCUUAAUAAUUAUUUCAAAGGGGUUGUGUUCGAAAUAUCAUGGUAGUGCAAGGUAUCCAGGCAUCAAAGAGCAUACAAUGGGCUCAGUAUUGUAUCGAAGCGUCAACGACAAUGGAACGAUAAUUGAGAUAGAACCACUAAUGUCAUUAGCAUUUAUUGUGAGCUGCGCAUGUUACAGUCAAUCAAUGAUUGCUAUGACAACAGCGACAUAUUCAAAAAGGUCAAACUUGUACUGCUUUAAUCUUGAAACAAACAAAAUGACGGUCAUUAAUCUACCUUUCUAUGAAAAAGAGAAUUGCAGAUUAUUCGAGGCCACAAUGGUAAAGUGUUUGCUACCUGUGCAUGACAAGAUUCUUGUUUUGGCUAGGAUGACUUCCAUGUUGUUGUCAAUUAACAAAGAAACGGGAUCCUACAUUGUUCUCGAUAGAACCUGCACAAAUUUUACACCAUCCGAACAUGAAAAUCCGAAAUACGUGGUUUUGUCAGAUCUUUUGGUAGAAUUAUAUGCAAGAAUUGUGCGCCUUUAUCGUAAAGAUAAAGAAAGGUGUUCUUUUGAGAUGUUGCGAGUUUUUAAAGUUGAUAGAUUAAACUUUAAUUUUAAACCAGUAACUUGUGGCUAUGUCAAAAGGACAACACCAGUAUGUCACAUAUUGUGUCCCCAUUGUGACCCAAAUGCCAAGGAAAAAAAAGAAGAAGACAAACGCGGAAUGAAGAGGAGGAAAAGAAGAGUCAAAAGAACAGAAUAGUGGUAUAGAAUAGAUAUGACUCUGGUGAUUUUAAUGACUCUUAUGAUGAUUACAGUGAUGACUAUUACAAUGA